CUGAAGAUGGUGAACAAGACCACUCUCCUCCAAGCCUUCGCCAUUCUGGUGCUUCCGGUGUUUUUGGUGACAGUGAUCUUCAACAUCCUCGCCGGUCUCCCAGGCACAGGUGCUUUCGUGUUUCUGACCACAACUGCCGCAAUCUCUGACCGGUUCAUCUCACAAAUAACCCCCGCCGGCUUCACAUUCAUCAUCUGGGGCCUGAUAUACGUCUGGCAGCUCGUGUGGAUCAUCUACGAGCUGACCCUUCUCUGCCGGAAGUCGGCCUCGGGGGAACCCCUCUUUCUGAAACCGAUCCUCCUGACGACAGCAUUCUUCGGCAUCUACAUCCUCAGCCUCGUCCUCAAUGUGUUCUGGUUGUUCAUGUUCGACCGAGAGUUAAUAGGACUGGCAUUCGUGGUUCUGGCUGGCAUCUCAGUCACUCUCUACAUCUGCCUCGGCCUGUCCUACCUAGCUAUGUACAAGAACAGGUUCAUCCUGUCCAAUCAAAGUCGGAGGGUAGAUAUUGUCCUCAUCUCUAUAUUUGUCCACAAUGGUCUGGCCCUGUACGCCGCAUGGACAACUGUGGCCACCUUCAUCAACAUGGCCAUCGUCAUCACCUACCAGUCUCUGCCCCCAAUUGACCCGGGUACUGCCUCAACCAUUGCUCUCGGCUUCCUGGCUGCUGUCAUCAUCAUCUACGUGGUCGUCGACCUCUCCGUAUUUGACAAGUAUACCCGCUACACCUUCACGCCCUAUCCUGUCGUCAUCUGGGCGUUUGUGGGCAUCAUUGCAAGAGGCUAUAAUUUGCUUGACGCUAAUACUAUCUUUAUCUUUGUCCUGUUGGCGCUGACUGUGGUGGCUUUCCUUGUGAAGAUCGCAUUAGCCAUCUACAGAGCAAUGACACAGCCGCUGUUUCCUCCUCCUGGGUCCGGGCCCGAUGAGACCAAGGGAGAAGAGGUGACUCCGGAGGAAGACAUGGAGAAGGCGACCACCACUGUGGAGCCCUCGGUCACAACGAAUGAGGUUGAACAUGAGUAGAGUGAACAUGGAACUGAUGACUUGAAACCAGUUUUAAGGAUUAUCCAUGACAAUUUCUGCUAACUUGACUUCGGCAACAUCCAAGUCUCACGAUUCAGAUGACUAAAAUAGUCCCAAGACCAGUCGUGUCGGGUGGUGGUAUAUAUUCGUUUCUCAGUGCAGGUGCCCUUUGAUAUCACGAUAAGAUAAGACACUAAGUCUUGAUCAAGUGAACACGAACGGGGACGUUCUUUUUGACAGGGUUGCCAUCAUGAGUGGUGAUAGCUCACGUGAAUGAACCUCACAUUUAGAUCUACGCUUUUUCUUUAAUAUGGCUCUGCAUAUAGAUAUUUUAAUGUUGAUUAUAUAGUUAUAUUUGCCACCAUCUUGAAAGACAUUUUCACUCACUUGCAUUUAUUAAAUAUAUUAUCGUAAUAUAUGAUAAAUAUGAAUGCCAUUAACAAACAUAUCGCUAUGAUAAUGGAUCGGUAUUUUCGAGCAAUUUUACACCUUUAUUUUGCAGAUGAAUAAUAAUGGCCGACGGUGCUGUAGCUCACCUGGUAAUUCAGCCUGAUAUUUUCAUUGACAGUUCAUUACCAUUCUGUUGUUUUAGUGUUGCACAGAUUUGCAAUGUAAUCAAAGUGUCACCAGUGAUUCAUCAGGAGAUUGAAGCUUUUUUUUUUAACGUUGUCUGUGGUCGCCGAAGCACAGGUGGACAGCAGGACAUCUGCGUAGACAGUGAGUUGGACAGCAGGACAUAUUUGUAGACAGUGACUUGGACAGCAGGACAUCUUUGUAGACAGCCAGGUGGUCAGUAGGACGUCUUUGUAGACAGUCAGGUGGACAGGCGGACAUCUUUGUAGCCAGUCAGACAUCUUUGUAGACAGUCAGGUGGUCUGUAGGAUAUCUUUGUAGACAGCCAGGUGGACAGAAGGAUAUCUUUGUAGACAGCCAUGUGGUCAGUAGGAUAUCUUUGUAGACGGUCAGGUGGACAGCAGGACAUCUUUGUAGACGGUCAGGUAGUCAGAAGGAUACCUUUGUAGACAGCCAUGUGGUCAGUAGGAUAUCUUUGUGGACAACCAGGUGGACAGUGGGAUAUCUUUGUGGACAACCAGGUGGACAGUAGGAUAUCUUUGUAGACAGCCAGGUGGUCAGAAGGACAUAUUUGUAGACAGUCAGGUGGACAGAAGGAUAUCUUUGUAGACAGCCAUGUGGUCAGUAGGAUAUCUUUGUAGACGGUCAGGUGGACAGUAGGAUAUCUUUGUAGAUAGCCAGGUGGACAGUAGGAUAUCUUUGUAGACAGCCAGGUGGACAGAAGGAUAUCUUUGUAGACAGCCAUGUGGUCAGUAGGAUAUCUUUGUAGACGGUCAGGUGGACAGCAGGACAUCUUUGUAGACGGUCAGGUAGUCAGAAGGAUACCUUUGUAGACAGCCAGGUGGUCAGAAGGAUAUCUUUGUAGACAGCCAUGUGGUCAGUAGGAUAUCUUUGUGGACAACCAGGUGGACAGUGGGAUAUCUAUGUGGACAACCAGGUGGACAGUAGGAUAUCUUUGUAGACAGCCAGGUGGACAGAAGGAUAUCUUUGUAGACAGCCAUGUGGUCAGUAGGAUAUCUUUGUAGACGGUCAGGUGGACAGUAGGAUAUCUUUGUAGACAGCCAGGUGGACAGUAGGAUAUCUUUGUAGACAGCCAGGUGGACAGAAGGAUAUCUUUGUAGACAGCCAUGUGGUCAGUAGGAUAUCUUUGUAGACGGUCAGGUGGACAGCAGGACAUCUUUGUAGACGGUCAGGUGGUCAGAAGGAUACCUUUGUAGACAGCCAGGUGGUCAGAAGGAUAUCUUUGUAGACAGCCAUAUGUGGUCAGUAGGAUAUCUUUGUGGACAACCAGGUGGACAGUGGGAUAUCUUUGUAGACGGUCAGGUGGUCAGAAGGAUAUCUUUGUAGACAGCCAGGUGGUCAGAAGGAUAUCUUUGUAGACAGCCAGGUGGUCAGUGGGAUAUCUUUGUGGACAACCAGGUGGACAGUAGGAUAUCUUUGAUCUUUGUAGACAGUCAGGUGGACAGCAGGACAUCUUUGUAGACAGUCAGGUGGUCAGUAGGACAUCUUUGUAGACAGUCAGGUGGUCAGCAGUAUAUCUUUGUAGACAGUCAGGUGGUCAGCAGGAUAUCUUUGUAGACAGCCAGGUUGUCGGUAGGAUAUCUUUGUAGACAGUCAGGUGGUCAGUAGGUCAUCUUUGUAGACAGUGAGUUGGACAGCAGGACAUAUUUGUAGACAGUGAUUUGGACAGCAGGACAUCUUUGUAGACAGCCAGGUGGUCAGUAGGACAUCUUUGUAGACAGUCAGAUGGUCAAUAGGUCAUCUUUGUAGACAGCCAGGUGGUCAGUAGGACAUCUUUGUAGACAGUCAGGUGGUCAGUAAGACAUCAUUGUAGACAGUCAGGUGGUCGGUAGGAUAUCUUUGUAGACAGUCGAGUGGUCAGUAGGACAUCUUUGUUGACAACCAGGUGGACAGUAGGACAUCUUUGUAGACAGUCGGGUGGUCAGUAGGACAUCUUUGUAGACAGUCGGAUGUUCAGUAGGACAUCUUUGGAGACAGUCGGGUGGUCAGUAGGACAUCUUUGUAGACAGUCGGGUGGUCAGUAGGACAUCUUUGUAGACAGUCGGGUGGUAAGUAGGACAUCUUUGUAGACAGUCGGAUGUUCAGUAGGACAUCUUUGGAGACAGUCAGGUGGUCAAUAGGACAUCUUUGUAAACAGUCAUAUGACGAGUACACACAUGACGGGGGACAAAGUAACCACCCUGAAAAUUUGAUUCUGUUCCCAAAACCAGUACAUUUAUAGUUCAGUGUCUGGUUUUUCCCGAACCGUUUUCUGUCUCUACCAAAUAUCCACCUCCCCAUAAAUGCCGGACCCCCACCCCGUUCAUAGUCUCCGGAAUACUACGUAGUCUUGUUCUUGUUUUGAGCGGGAAUACAUGGCGAUACCAGAUACAUAUCGAUGUUCUAGGAUGUGUCUGAAUACUGCUAUCAACUUACUAAUAACUUCAGCCAGGUGUUUUAAUAUUUAAUUUAGGACCGAGGCUCCACUUUCUUCAACCUGCAGUGACACACCUGAGGGGACCAUCUCAAAACCCAUGCGAUGUUUUAAAGUCGAUUCAUUUCAACAAGAGAUGGUUAGAAACGCCAUUAAGACUCUGUAUAAACAAAAUAUCUAUGAAUCUCUCCGUACUCUAAAAACAUAUAUGGAGACAAAUCAUUCUUUGACCAUUUCAAAAUAUCAGUUAUGGAAAUUGCUACACCAAUUUGGUUUCCGUUACAAAAAAGUAGGCUCCGACAAUAGACAUGCAUUAUGCGAGAGGUCUGAUUGUUCGCCUAAGGAACCAUUUCUUACGCACAAUACGAGAAAAACGUUACGAGGGUUAUGAGCCCGUAUACUUGGACGAAACGUGGGUAAACGCUUCCCAUACCACAGGAACACAAUGGUUCCCUAGCUCCUCCUCUGAUUUCUGUGCAGGAAAUUGCCACUUGGCAAGGGUGAGCGGCUUAUUGUGCUCCAUGCUGGCUGCAAGAGUCGGGGAUUCCUACCAGGCUGUUCGCUAGUCUUCAAGGCAAAAUCCAAGGACAACCGAGACUAUCAUACCGAAAUGAACGGAGCGGUAUUCCUAGAAUGUGUUAAAACUCAACUGCUACCGGUAUUGCUCCCCAAGAGUCUGGUUGUCAUGGACAAUGCUCCAUAUCAUGGCGUUCAGGUACCUAACACAAAAGCCCCAACGUCUAACAGUAGGAAGGGCGAUAUGACAGACAGACAGACAGAUAAAUUUAUUCGAUACUUUAGGCCACCGGCCCAUAAUACAAUGGAAAUAUACUGUAUAUAUAUUUGCAUGCUGAAUAGAUUUAAUAAUGAUUUACCGUUUCCUUUCGAUAUUCAUGACUUGGGAGAGAAAUUUACCUAAGCUUUUUUAUAAUUUGUUCGUUUUCAGCUGACAAAAGUCUUAUAAAAUUCUCAAUAGAGGGAGGGGUAACGAGACGCUUGGGAAAAGAGUUUCUUCUUGCUCUAGAAUACUGGUCAUAAAUCAUGAGAACAUGGAAUUCAUCUUCAGCAUGGUUAUGUCCCUUUGAAAAACAGAAAGUGCAUACACGUUCAUUAUAUGGGAUGUUGUUGUGACGCCCCAGUUCAACAGCAAGUCUGAAAUUAUUACACCGGAACAUGGCUAUAAGUCUACGUUGGUAAGAAGACAUAACACAAGUAAUAUAUGAUUCCACAUUUAGUAAUGAAUUGAACUGUGAGUAGUAAUUGCAUUUCGUAGAUGAUGACAGGGAAAAGUGCCAAUAUUGAUUGAGGCAGUCGUAAAAUCUUCGUUUAAAAUAUGUCAUGAAAUGUUGAAUAUUACCAAUGUCUUGGUUUAGCCAAACAAAACCAAAUCCAAACUGGAAUAAAAUCAUUCUAAUGUGUGAUACAAGUCAAGUUUUAAUCCAUAUCAUCAAAUAACCGCCCGUUUAGUACAUGGACAUCACGUGUGCAACAUAAUUUUGCUCGUUUGACACCGUAACUGUUGUGUCGAGUGUCAUCCUUUGUUUUACGGGGAAUAUCGAACCCAGCAGUUGGAUAGUCAUCACUGUUCUCAUGGAUGAAGUUGAGGUCAUCAGCUGGGAUAUAAUCCAGAAAUGUACGCAUCCUUGCAUUGAAAUCUCCAGCAAGUAGUGGGUUAUGAUUGUUAUAGAUAUUUUUGAUUGUCUCAAUAUAUCCCUCAAGACGACUUAUUGGAUCAAUGUUAGCCUCAUUAUUAACAGGGGAGUUUUCAGGCGAGAUAUAAACACAUAUUGAAACUGAAUCUUUUUUGUAAUCCAAAAUAACUUCUUUGAAAGUGCAACACAACACAGUCGAUAAAUGAAUGACAUAUUCGACGAAUAAGAUUGUUCUUGAUUAAAUUAUCUUUCACCAAUACGGUUACACCACUACUGUAACGGCCACGUUGUUUAUGUUUAGGUCGACAAAAGUUAAAUGAUUGAAAACGGACAAUAGAUCAAGUCAUCUUCCUGCUUAACAAACGACUCACAGAAACUAAUAAUGUCGCAUCUACUGCAGAACUGUUUAAAAUCACUAAAUGAAGAGCUCGCGUGUUUGUACAAUCCAUCAAU
Molecule: messenger RNA, 6132 nt
Organism: Haliotis rufescens (red abalone)
Lineage: Eukaryota; Metazoa; Mollusca; Gastropoda; Lepetellida; Haliotidae
Exons: 2
Coding region: 7-1020 (337 amino acids)
Source: RefSeq, a predicted model, not a curated record